This is a messenger RNA of Hyposmocoma kahamanoa, 4995 nucleotides long. RefSeq names its product GTPase-activating protein CdGAPr (gene CdGAPr). The transcript has 25 exons. The record is from RefSeq and is a predicted model, not a curated record. Gene Ontology annotation, molecular function: protein binding; GTPase activator activity. NCBI's taxonomy places the organism in Eukaryota, Metazoa, Arthropoda, Insecta, Lepidoptera, Cosmopterigidae. Gene Ontology annotation, biological process: small GTPase-mediated signal transduction. Bases 50 to 4825 code for a protein of 1591 amino acids.
AGAGAGCUGGCUCCUAUGCGGACAGAAUGGCUCCCCUCACGGAUCCGUGAUGUCGUGCCAGUCCCUAGCAGCGCGGGCCUUCGCCGAGCCAGACAAGGACAGCGCUCCUCAUUGUGGUACUUUUCACAGAUCAGUCCGUUUUAGUUCAGAAUCACGAAGCUCGACGCGAGAAAAACACAAUGAUGAGGGCAAAAGAGAAGGAUCCAUAUCCCUGACGGCUCUGAGCGUCACACCGUCGUCACAGGGCGCCAUGAGUCUGUCUGCACCAACAGCCAUAUCCUUCGAUCUCAGCGAUACGCCGGCACCAGCAGCCGCGUCAUGCAGAUUUCCAAAGCUAGAAGAGUGCGCUCACUUCCACUACGAACGCGUCAGUCUUGGUGGCUUGAACGUCUCCGUGGUACAGAGAGAACAGGUGGAAGAUACAUUGCCUAGCACCUCGCCUGAUGAUAAUGAAGGUUGGAUCUGCCUGAAAGUCCGGUCUCAUGUGAACUCGUCCUGUGACGAAUCUGUAGAAGCGCGCACGCUCAGCUCUAGUUGGACAGAGGCCAGCGAUGUACGCGAAUGGACACUUACUAGGAACGCUGACAACUUACUGCAGCUCGAUGACAUGCUACACAGGUGUAUCUAUGAUCGAAAAGUAUCCGGAUUACCGAACCUAUCCGAAAAGAUAACCCCGGCACUUCUGGAAGACGAGGAGGAGUACAUUCUUCUAAUCACCGACUACGUGCACCAUCUUUCUAUUAUUGCUGACGAUUCGAUUAAUUGCGGGCCGGUGCUCAACUGGUUGCAGAUGGAUAAUAAAGGGCACAAAUUGUUAGUAGCGAACGAAGACUCGUCGUCAAUAAACACACCGGCUGUCGCAGCGGCGUACUCGGUACGCAAGUACGUGUCGCAGGCUAGAGACGAGAUCAGCUUUGAAGUUGGGGAUAUGAUCUCUAUUAUUGACAUGCCUGGUCCUCAAGAAUCCCUCUGGUGGCGUGGUAAACGUGGUUUUCGUGUGGGUUUCUUUCCUCGACAUUGUGUUGCCGUCAUUGGUGAUAAAGUGCCCAGGCAUAUGACGCAGCCGCCGCCUAUCGUAGGUUCAGUGGCAGUAGCUCCCAUCAAGCCCGUGCUGCGGAAGCACGGCAAGCUGAUCUCGCUGUUCCGGUCGUUCAUCCUGUCGCGGCCGUCGCGGCGCAGCCUCAAGCAGCAGGGCAUCCUUCGAGAGAGGGUCUUCGGCUGCGACCUUGGGGAGCAUCUGCUCAAUUGUGGACAUGAAGUGCCGCUGGUGCUGGUGGAGUGCGCGGGCGCCAUCGAGGCGCGCGGCGCCGUGGACGGCGUGUACCGGCUGUCGGGCGGCUCGGGGCUCACGCAGCGCCUGCGCCAGGAGUUCGACUCCGGGGCGGCGCCCGACCUGUCGGCCGCGCCCGUCGUCAGGGACCCGCACGCCGUGGCCUCGCUGCUGAAGAUGUACUUCCGUGAAUUGCCCAACCCGCUAUGCACGUACCAGCUGUACGAGAGCUUCGUCUCCGCCGUACAACAGCCAGACGAGGCUUCCAAACUUAGAGCCGUACGAGAUACUGUUGUCAAGCUGCCACCGCCGCAUUACAGGACGCUGGCGUACCUGAUGCGGCACCUGCGGCGCGUGUCGCUGCUGGGCGCGGCCACGGGCAUGACGGCGCGCAACAUGGCCAUCGUGUGGGCGCCCAACCUGCUGCGCUCGCCCGCGCCGCAGCACGCGCUGCAGGGCGUGGCCGUGCAGGCAGUGGUAACAGAGUUCCUGAUAUGUUUCGCCGAAGAUUUGUUCGCGCAGGAACAGGGGGCGGACUCUGGACCGGAUUCUCUGGAACAGUUCCACGACCAAGACCGAUGCGAUCUCCAAAUAGAGCUACGUGGCAACGAAUCUUGUCGACGACCGAAGAGCUUGCCUCUGAAUCCGCCGACAAAACUGCUGAGCCUGGAGGAAGCGCGUCGCCGCGGCGGCAAGUCAGUGCCGGCCACGACUUUGAGUCCCCGCCUGCCGCCGGCCGAGGGCGCCAUCGCCGCCGCCGCCUCCGCCGGCACGCAGCUGCGUCCGCAGGGCGACGCCAAGCCCAAGUACAUCGAGGUCGGUUCAGGCCCGAACAAUCUGCCGCAAUACCACACAGUGUUGGAUCUUCCACUGUCCGGCGCGAAACGCGGCCUAAAGAGAUCACCGUCGGGCUGGCGCGGGCUGUUCUCGCGCAGCAACAAGCAGCAGCGGCCGCGCAGCGCACGCGCAGUGCCCAGCGCGCCCAUCGCGCUGCCCGUCGCUUGCCCCGCCGAGGACAUAAUUAUACCAGGACUUCGGCCAGUAAAAUCGUGUGAAUCUCUAGCUUCAGAUUCGGACACUCUCGCGCCACUAGCUGAGAGAGCCAGCGCCCCUUUGAAACAUCACACUAGAUCAUCUUCAUGCGACUCGUACUUCGAACCGUGGCAAGCGGAAUUGGCAGACAUGAGACUUCGUUUGUCGCCGCAAGAACGAGAUCAUCACAUGUUCAGCGAAGAGGACGACACCGCCUUACACACUAUACAAUAUCAGGGCGACUCCCUUUGCUCGACGCCACCGGAAUCCGGAUUGUGCAGCGCUGAACCCAGUCCCAGAAGGAAUUUGAGAGUUGAUAUCGAGGCUGCUUCGGAUAUGGCAGACAGGAAGCGCACCGCGCUGGAGGAGCAGAUCGCGUCCAUCAGCUACAUCGACGGGGACUCGCCGCGCGCCAAGCCGCCCGAGAAGAGGCAGUGCGAAGCGCGCGCGCACAGCCCGCCGCACAAGGACAUCGCCAAGCGAUUAUGUAAAGAUCGCGAUAGCCCGUUGGCGUCACUCGCCGACUUCCAAACGUCUCUUGGCAGCGUGAAACUCAGGGAUAGAAACUCGCCGCGCAAAACAAAAAACAGCUCUCGAUACAGUGGUCUACACCACCCGAUUGACAGUAUAACUGUCAAUAAUGUCAAUACUAUCAAUAAUACAAACUCACGACUUAGUUGGCACGGUAAAGACGGACAUUCCACAUUGAUAAAGAUUGACUGGCCUAUUGAGAACAGUUCUGUAAGUAACUUGACGACUAGCACAUUGAACUCCAGUCCUGUAACACCGGCUACCCCAAAUUAUGAGACUCUAGAAAGUGAUUCGGAAGAUAAUAAACAUACGAUUAAAAUUGAAAACAGCUGCGAAAAUUGUACGCAAGAGAAAUGCCUAAAGUGUGAAUUAAAAGCUGCUGAUUACGAAAAUGUACGCUUCGGCGAAGACAGUCCAGUUAAAGAUAUUAGUUACCAGAAUCUGAACAGAUUGUCUGCUGUUUCUACGUCAUCAAACUCAGAGUCGGAUCGUAAGCAAGACCUUAUGAAAAUUAUGACGUCAUCACACGAAAGUUCGUCUAGUUACGACACCAGUUUGAAACACAAUGAUGAAGUUUAUGAAUGCUAUAACUUUACAAGACCCAAUUAUAUAAAUUUACAAUCAUCUAGUACAAGUUCACCGGGAUCGCCUUUAAAAAGCCCUUUAAAGUCUACCAUUAGUAUUACAUUUAGGUCUCCCACUAAAAAUAAAAAUGAUCUUACACCAACAAAUGAUAGGGAUUCAAUAUAUGAAGACGUUAAUUUGGAUAAUAAUUUGUCUAUAGUAGAAGAUGCUUCCAUUCCUGAUAUAGACGCGUCAUUACCUACACCCGCAUGCCAACCUGAAAUUGAACAAGAUUUAAUCAUACUUGAAACGCCUACAGACUCAACAGCUGAUGAUAAAGAAGUAUACAACCAAGUUAAGUUCUUCAAGAAAAGCAUUGAUGAGGUAAACGCUAUGAUUCUCGAAACCCCUGAAAAGGAACGGCAUUAUGAAAAUAUUGAAUUCGGUAAAGAAUUUGACAGUAUCAAUGUUGAUACUUUGAAGAUAUGCGACAAACAUGAAUUGACUAACGAUAAUGUUGAACAUAUUGAGAAAGACAACGGCAAUAUUAUAAAAAGUAAGAAUUUAAACGUAAGGGAGUUAGCUAUACGUUUUGAAAGCCCCACAGAACAAAAAGGACCCUUUGUUUUUGAGAAAUUCAAAGCUGAAAUUAAAUACCCUAGUUUGGAACGUAAAUCUGAUAUGGUCAAGCAAGAAACAAGGCAAACGUCCCCCAAAGGCAACAAUAAAUUGUCCAAGAACUCUUUAAAUGCGAGGUCGCUGGAUGAAAAUGCUUUCAUUAAAGAAUUUGGACCAGAAAGAACAUACGUAGAUAGAAGAAAAAGUUUAGAAGUAAGAGAUGGUAAGAAGAAAAUAGAUUUGAACUUAAACCUUGAAGAGCAAAAACCGAAAUUCGAAAGUAUAACACCGACUACUGAGAAUAAGAUUUCGUUAAUUCAACGAUUUGAUGUCAAACCGGAUUUAAAGACUUUAAUUGGAUUUGAAGCAGAGAAGAAGUUAAGUAGGGAACGAAUUGAAAAGUACAAAGAGGAAAGAAGAAAUUUCUUAAGGGAAAAGUACAGUAGCCAAUCUUUUAGAAGCAAUCCAGAACAGUUAACGAGAAUUAAAAUUAAAAAGGAUGAGGAGUCUAUAGAACGAUGCGAGCGGUUACGGGAUGACUCUAAUACAAAAUUCGAAAGACGUAAUACAGUGGAUUUAGGCCAAAGAAUGAAAUUUUCACUGGCCAAAAGCCCUAAUAACUUCGAUACGAUACCGUCACCAACUAGUCCGGAAAAAGUUGAAGAGAUAAAUGAAGAAUAUUCAAGAGAUAGACGAGAUACACCGCGAGAUAGCAGUGAGUUUGACCAGAAAGAAAAAAUGUCCCCCUCAUACAACAUUCGGGACAUGGCGGCCAUGUUUGAACAAAAAUCACAAAAUUCCAAUGGAUAAUAAUAAUUUAUUAGCUUAUUUAUUAUUAUUAUUAAAUGUAAUUAUUCUUGUAUUUACUCAAAAAUUACUUGAUCACUGAAAACUGGUAUUUUUUCGUACGUAUAAAUUGGAUUUAUUUGUUAUAUAAAUUGGACUUAUUUGUCGUACGAUAGCACCAAAUUAUACUUUUU